Molecule: messenger RNA, 3068 nt
Organism: Amaranthus tricolor (Joseph's coat)
Lineage: Eukaryota; Viridiplantae; Streptophyta; Magnoliopsida; Caryophyllales; Amaranthaceae
Product: probable inactive leucine-rich repeat receptor-like protein kinase At3g03770
Exons: 7
Coding region: 492-2798 (768 amino acids)
Biological process (GO): protein phosphorylation
Molecular function (GO): protein kinase activity; ATP binding; protein binding
Source: RefSeq, a predicted model, not a curated record
CUCCUGUUGAGUCUUCUCUCUUGGCUUUAUCUACUGCUCUGUCAAGUGCCCACUCCUUUGGUGUGGUUAUUUUGCUCAAUCAAAGAGAGAUAGAAAGAGCCCCACCCCUCAUUAAUGCAUUUAGACUUUUCAAUCCUUAUACUCUUGCAGGUAAGGAAGGUUCCAUGUGCUAACACUCAAAUCUUUACCAAUUACCAUUAAUACUCAGAAAUGACUGGUAAGACAAAUUAGUAAUUCUAAAACAUUUUACUACCUUUUCUUGCUUCAUCAUUUAUUUUCUUGCUGAAUUCCCAGGAUUUUUUCUCAUUUGUUUCAGUGUUUUGAUUUGAAAUCACAACAAAUUCCCAAAUAUGUGGUUAGAAAUUUACAGCAUUUCUGGUCCUUUCUCUUGUGACCAGGUGUUCGAUGUUUUGCUUAAAAAAACCUGAUUUUGGGUUUCUGGUUUACUUUAUGAAAUUCAGUGCUUUAAGGUGUAAUCAUAACAAUUUCAAAUGGGUAUGUGUAAUUAUUGGACCCUCUACUUUAUUCUCUCAAUCUCUUUUAGCUUUUACAUUAUGGGUACCUUUCAAUUGCAAUCCUCACAAGUUCAAGUUCUUCUACAAUUAAGAAAGCUUUUGGAGUACCCAAUUGAAUUGGAAGUGUGGAAUAAUGACAAGCAAAAUAUCUGUUUCAUGUCUUCCUCCACCAAAAUGAAUGUUACUUGUGAAAAUGAUGUUGUUACUGAGCUUAGGAUUAUGGGUAGUAAGCCUUCUAAAGAACCCAUCUUUUUUGGGUAUGCAAUUCCAAAUCUGACUUUGUCACAGAGAUUUUCAAUGGAUUCCUUUGUUGCAACUUUAGCUAGGCUAGGAAGUUUAAGAGCUCUUAGUUUAGUUUCUUUAGGCAUUUGGGGCCCACUUCCUGAUAAAAUUAAUAGGUUAUCUUCAUUGGAGUUUCUUGACCUAAGCUCUAAUUUUUUGUAUGGUUCUGUUCCACCAAGAAUUGCUACUAUUGUGAAGCUUCAAACACUUAGACUUGAUGGUAACUUCUUUAAUGAAAGUAUUCCUGAUUGGUUAAACUCUUUAUCAAAUCUUUCAAUCUUAAGCUUAUCUAAUAAUCAGCUGAAGGGUCCAUUUCCUGCUUCGAUUGGGAAAAUCAACAGUUUGCAUACACUUGCAAUGUCAAACAACAAGAUUUCUGGGGAUUUGCCUGAUUUAAGUAGUUUAAAUGGUCUUAAAGUAUUGGAUUUGAGUAGAAAUGAAUUCGACUCGAAACUUCCCAAUUUUCCUGAUGGUCUGUUAAUGGCAUUACUCAAUAAUAAUUCGUUCACCGGUGAAAUAUCACCACAAGAAUUCAGGAAACUGAAUCGCUUGCAGCAUCUCGAUUUAUCACUUAACCAUCUACAAGGAAGAAUACCCAUCAUUAUUUUCUCAUUGCCUAAUAUUGCUUACCUGAAUCUGGCAUCAAAUGAGUUUAGUGGAUCACUCCCUCCUCAUUUGGCAUGUGGGGAGAAACUCGGGUUUGUUGGCUUGUCGAAUAACAGAUUAACUGGUGAGAUUCCGAGUUGUUUAAGCAAAGUUACCGCGCAAUUUUAUGGGAAUUGUUUGACAGCUGCUGGUGUACAAAACCAGCAUCCACUGUCGUCUUGUAAGCUUCAGAAGAAGAAAAUUUCGAUAGCCAAAAGCGCAUUAACUUUAGUCGGUGUGAUUGGAGGAACAGUUGUUGUAAUGGGAAUUCUAGCCGUUGUAUUUCUAGUGAUUUUUCGAAGAUACUGUCGAAGAGGUUUUCGAGAGCAGAAUCUGUUGCAGAAGAAUGGUGUGGAAAGUAGUGCAACUGGAGUCACUUCAGAGAUUCUAAAAAAUGCAAGGUAUAUAUCUGAAGCAGCAAAAUCUGGUACACAAGAACUACCGGCUUGUCGAAUAUUUACCUUGGAAGAGCUUAAAGAAGCAACCAAAAACUUUGAUAUGUCUUCUUUGUUGGGGGAAGGUUUUAGAGGCAAGAUGUAUCGAGGAACGUUACAGAAUGGAACUGUGGUAGCAAUAAGGUGCCUAUCUCUGUCGAAUAAAUACACCACUCGGAAUCUCAAGCUUCGGCUGGACCUUUUGGCCAAGUUUCGGCACCCCCAUUUGGUUUGUCUUCUGGGCCACUGCAUUGACAAUGAGGCAAAGGCUGAUUCCGAUGGAAACAAGGUUUAUUUGGUUUACGAAUAUGUGCCUAAUGGGAACUUCCGCUCUCAUCUGUCUGAUCAUCGUCAAGUUCGAGCUCUCAAAUGGUCUGAGCGAUUAGUGAUUCUCAUCGAUAUUGCUAAGGCUGUACAGUUCCUUCACACUGGAGUCAUACCCGGUUUUUUCAAUAACCGAUUGAGAACCAAUAAUAUAUUGCUCGAUGAACAUCGAAGGGCAAAACUCGGUGAUUAUGGUUUGUCAAUCAUCAAUGAUGAUGAUGAAUUUGGAGGAAAGGUAACAAAUGCCAAAUCAUGGCAAAUGAAGCUUCUUGAGGAUGACAUAUAUUGCUUCGGAUUUAUACUAUUGGAAUCUAUCAUUGGACCGUCAGUUUCUGCCAAAAAGAAGGCAGUUCUGCUGAAGGAAAUGGCAUCACUUGGAAGCGAGGAAGGUCAGAGAAGAAUUGUCGACCCAAUCGUAUUGUCUACCUCGUCAAAAGAAUCAUUGUCAACAGUCAUCUCAGUAACAAACAAGUGCGUUUCAUCUGAAACAUCAACACGUCCUUCAUUCGAGGAUGUGCUUUGGAAUCUCCAGUACGCUGCUCAGCUACAAGGAACUGCAGAUGGUGACCCAAGAUUUAGCUCUCCGGCACAUUUAUGAGCUAUUUCCUGCAAAAAACUGGUGCUUAUCGAACUGGUGAAAACCAGAGUCUGGAAAGAACAAGGCACAUACUUAUAUUUACUGUAAAUGUAUUGGCCGUUAGCCCGAGAGAAAAGAGCAGACUCUCUCCACUUGCAGUUCUAAUUCACAUGCUCCAUGAGUUGUUGAAAAUAUGUAAUACAUGAUUUAAUUGGAACUGCUUUCAAACAUGUAUAUCUUGGCAAAUAUUCUUGUCCUUCAACUAGUUCUAAUGUUGUUUAUCCACAAAAA